UGCUGGGCAGCGAGAGAGAGAGAGAGAGAGAGAGAGAGAUUCCGUUACCGGACGAGACUGUGCACGCGGGCUCCGGUGUUUUCCUACAGGCGUCGCAUCAUCCGCCACCAGACGCGCGGUGUGUCUGUCAGAACCGGGAGUCUCCGUCUUUCCCUCUCUGUCUGCGUCCGCGUGUCGGUCGGCAUAUUAACGUCACCGGCGCUGCCCGCGUGCGUGUGCUUUCACCUUUACAGGGCAGGAGGAUGAUCUGCGGACCUCAGUGAAGACCUCUGAGAGCUGCAGAUCGGGAGCGAGCCGACGAUCAGGACGUGACCGGACUGGAGAGGGUCGGCGGUCCCUCUGGUCAGAUUCCUCCGGGACAUAAGAUGGUCGGUGGUGAUGUCAUCAUGAUGCUGCCAGUAUUAAGGUUUAAAGGUCAGCCAGUUGGCAUGGUAACCACCACUUCACCCUGCAUGUUCCUCAGUGGUGACCCCAGCCCCCAUUGGCUGUGGCUGGCCAGCUGGUCUGCAGCAAUGUGCCCGGCCAUGCCCCCUCUUGUCUUCUACCCCCCAGCUGUGUGGAGGCCUGAGCACACUUACCUGGUACAGUGGGAAUGUCCACCUGUUGAAGUUGUUCCUCUCAUCCCUCCGUUCUAUCAGUUUGCACCCCUUCAUCAUCCUCAUCCUUUGCCCAAGCUAGCUGAAGGCUGGAUCUCACCAGAGGAAGUUAGCAUGUUCCAGAGGGGAGACACACAUGUUCUCCUAACCAGUCAGGUCGCCCAGAGACGAUGUGGACAUGCCCCCAGCACUCGCCUCCUGCUGUCUCCUUCUCAGCUCUCAGGUCAUGUUAGAAGAGACACUAGAAAGAGCAGAGGGUCUGAGACAGAAGAUGACAACUCCUCCCACCUGCUGCAUCUCCUCUCGAUGCCUCCUCUCCGCCUGCCUCUACUCACUGCUCCUCCUCCAACAGGUGGAGCUCACUGGGAGGGGGUGGGGCUUCAUACACUAGGAGACAAGGAAGUGUGGCCUUUGGUUCUAACCAGUCAACUAUGCAGAGGAGCAUGGCUACAGCCUAUCAUCAGCUUGGAGAGAAGACUGUCUCUACCCAUGCAGGUGAUGAAGGAGGUUCAUCACUCCUCCUCUUCACGAUUUUCUUCAAGAUUCACUUUGAUGACUGACUUCAGACACAAGAAGCAAGGGAUGGGUGGAGGUAAAGUUUCUUAUCGAGGAGCAUUAUUGCUGAGGACGGAGAGAACGACAGACGACAACAGACAGUGUACCACUGUGUCUGCAGACAGAGGAGAUGAUGAAGAUGGCAAGAGGGAGGAGGACAGUGAAGAAGGAAGGAAAAACAAACGUCCUGUUGCCUCCACUCCUGUCCCAGGGUCGCCAUGGUGUGUGGUGUGGACUGGAGAUGAUCGGGUCUUCUUCUUCAAUCCCACAAUACACUUGUCUGUCUGGGAGAGACCAGGGGAGCUGAUUGGCCGAGACAUCAGCAGUAUCAUCGAAGACCCACCUCACAAGAGGAAGAAGAUGACACGCGAUGACAUCAGCUCCAGCUGUCAUUUACCUGGUCUCCAUGGUAAUGAUGAAGAUGAUGAACUUAAACACAGCUCUAAGAGGAACAGGGCAGAGGAGACUACAUCGCUUGUCUCUCAUCCAGGAGAGCUUCUCUCACUGGAGCUUCGUAUGGCUCACUUCAGAGAAAUGAUGCUGGAGAGAGGGGUGUCAGCGUUCUCAACCUGGGAGAAAGAGCUCCAUAAGAUAGUGUUUGAUCCUCGAUACCUGCUGCUUACAUCAGAUCAGAGGAAACAGGUGUUUGAUCAGUUUGUAAAGAGCAGGGUAAAGGACGAGUACAAAGAGAAGAAAAGUAAACUGCAGAAAGCCAGAGAAGAGUUCAGACAGCUGCUGGAGGAGGUGAAGAUAACCAGCAGAUUGACAUUUAAGGAGUUCUGUACUCGCUACUGUGGUGACCAGCGGUUCAAUGCCCUCAAGAGAAAAACAGAACAGGAAGUCCUCUUCAACCAUUACAUCACAGCCUUAAAGAAACGAGAAAAGGAGAACCAAGCCAGACUGAAGAAGAUGAGAUGAAAACAAUGCCAUUCUACGCGCUGAACCUUACAGAACCAAACCUUUGUAGAACUCCUCCAGAACCUACUAAAACCUUCAAGAAUCUUCAAAUAUCUUCCAUGAUGACUGAACAUAUCCUGAUUCUCUGAAAGUAGAGACUGGGAUCUGAUGUAAACCUGGCUCUUGAGUGGUUCUGAAUUUUUGUUUGUUGUUUUGUAGACUGCUAUUUUUGGAUGGGGCCCA
Monopterus albus (swamp eel) is the source of this 2291-nucleotide messenger RNA. It is a transcript of the gene tcerg1l, whose product is annotated as transcription elongation regulator 1 like. Gene Ontology annotation, cellular component: nucleus. The coding region runs from base 366 to 2069 and encodes 567 amino acids. The record is from RefSeq and is a predicted model, not a curated record. Lineage: Eukaryota; Metazoa; Chordata; Actinopteri; Synbranchiformes; Synbranchidae. The transcript has 15 exons. Gene Ontology annotation, molecular function: RNA polymerase binding; transcription coregulator activity.